ACACUCCGCGAGUCCGCAGUUCAGUAGUAGUUCAGUUUCAGUUAUCGCUCCUUUCCAGUGUUGUACAUCUGAGUGGAUUUGUUCUGUUAGUUUUAUCAGUUACACCUAGUGUCAAAAGUGUAUUCCUUUGUACGUGCAAGAAAACCAACUCUACAACUACAAUGGUUUCGAAUGUCAGGGGGUUAGCUGUCGCUCUUCUCUUUAUUCUGGUGGCAGUGGAGGCUAAAGACAUGCUGAAGAAGUCAAUUGUGUUUGACAAGAAGACACCAGGAGUAUUUUACUGUCCUCAGCACAAACCCACCGGUAUUGACAAAAUGAUCGUGAGAGCUCGACCACUAAACAAACUUUGUGAGUUUGACGGAGGUCCGAUCCCCGAGGAUUACAAGUCUGAUUGUUACCACGACGUUGACGAAACGGACUUUGCUUGCAAAGAGAAGGCCAGAAUCAUGAAGCGGAUCAAGAAGGAAGACCUAAAGGCCGAAGACUAGGAUAGGUCCGUCUUCACCCACCAGGCGGUGAGAGUGUCAAAGAUUCUGAGAAAUGGGUACAAAAAUACGACAAAUACAUCAAGAAGAAGAAACAUUGAAACUUAACCAAUUAUAGAGCUAAUUGUGAUAUAACUGUUAGUAAACACAAGGAAUAAUUACGUGUUACAAAAUUCAACGUAAAUUAUUUAAUUCGCCGUUAGACCUAAUACCUAGUUUAAAUUUUGAUUUGUGGAAUAAAUUCCCAAACAUAAUUAAUUUGGAAUUAAACAGUUCUGAUGGUCUUUAGGCGAGUCGGUAGCGUCACGGAUUUCAAGCCCAAGGCAGUGAUGUCGUGGGUUCAGAUCCUGGUAUUUACCACUACUUUUUAUCACUACAGUUCACCCUUGCACUGUACCAGCUCACCCCUUGCUUUGCUGUAUAUGUUCGACGCACCGUCCUUUUUGGUCCAUAUGGAUAGGCUAAUGCAAGGUAAAAGAGGCUACCAACCUUUUUUUUAAGGUAACUUCUCACAACAGAAUUAUUACUAGCUUACUCCAUCUUUCCAGCAGAUAUGGAGUCAAUUCGCCCUGAAGAUAGCACCAUGUAUCGAGGCCAAAAUGUUCACGUGCAUUAAUGUUCAUUCUGUUAUUAAUAAUCUGAAGACCACAACUUUAGUCCAUAGCUUCAGUGAGAUAAUUUAUUCUUUCUUCAUACCAAACUUUCAACUUAAAUAUUGUACGGUAUUUUUACUGCAAUCCAAACAAAAUCUAACAAUGUCAUCAGACGGAAAUUAUAUACAUCAAUGUGAUUGUGUUCUUGUGUUUACUAAUAGUAACUACUAAUCGUUACUGAUAACCAAAAUAAUUAAUAUAUUUGUUGGGGUUUGGCCAAACUUUUGUUUUGUUUUCUCGGGGUUUUUGACAUUAUAAACCUAAUCAAAACUAACGUAUAAACUGAAGAGUAACUUGUGCCGGAACAUUUGAGUGUAACAGGUUUUUCUUAGACGACUAUAUUCAGUAUAUUCAACAGUGAACUAUCGCAUAACAAUAGUAGGCCUGUUUUGCAUAGGUGCUGAGUGUACUUUUAACUUUUUCCUUGCUCUUAAAUAUUUGAUUCAUUACAAAUCAAACUUGGAUAUAAUGAAUAGUUAUUAGACAAGUUUCUUGGUGUGAUCAAGUUUUUCAAUCCCCAGUUACAGCUUUAAGUAAUAAAUGCGUAUGAAAGGUAAGGUAAGACUUAUGAAAUUUGUUACAAAUAGUUUUAGCAAAUGUUUAUAAGUAUUAAGGUGUUCUUGUAUGACUUUUUCUUCGGUUGUAUUUAUCACGGGUAGAUUAGCGUUUCUAUUAUUUUAAUUUCAGAUGAUAAACUUAGCAAAACUAGUAGUUAAACUACACAAUAAUAUUGUGCAAAUGAAUGUAACUUUAAAGUUAUUUGUAGUAGAAUAGGCUAUUUAUUUCAUGUACAUAGCAAAUUAUAUGAAAUUUUUUACAUUUUAGCUCAAAAGCGAAUAAAUAUUUUAAAGAUUUUACCAAA
Molecule: messenger RNA, 2000 nt
Organism: Macrosteles quadrilineatus (aster leafhopper)
Lineage: Eukaryota; Metazoa; Arthropoda; Insecta; Hemiptera; Cicadellidae
Exons: 6
Coding region: 162-488 (108 amino acids)
Source: RefSeq, a predicted model, not a curated record